AAACGAUGUGAUUUCGCAAAAUGAGAUCGUUCAUAUUGGUUGCAUUCGCGGCGUUGGCGCUGUUCGCCACCGUCUCAACAAAGAAUAUUGAGUCGAAAACUGCUGACAAGGACUUCUUGAUUAAGCAGAGGUUCAUUUUGGAGAUCCUCCAGCAUGUUUACCAAGACGAUGUGCUGGUGACCAAGUACGACAGCAGCUACUAUGAAUACAAACCGUGGGAACAUGUUGCCGACUAUCAUAAACACGAAUUGUUGGAGUCAUUCUUCGAGCUGUGGCAACACAAGCCAAUGCAUGAUGAUGAGAUCUUCAGCAUUGUCUAUGAGCGCCAUGUUGAGUAUGCCAUUGGCUUGACUCGUUUGUUCUACUUCGCCAAGGAUUGGACCACUUUCACACACGCCGUCUUCUGGGCACGUCUGCACGUGAACAAGCAGUUGUUCGUCUAUGCUUUGACCGUCGCUGGUCUGCACCGCGCCGACAUGCAAGGUAUUGUCUAUCCAGCCAUUUAUGAAAUUCAUCCAUGGUACUUCUUCGAUGUUGAGACCAUUGAGAGCGCUGAGCGUUACAGAAUGCACAACUUCCAUCAGGUCAAGAAAUUGGACAAUAUCUACAACGUUGCCAUCAAGUCGAACUACAGCAAUGUAUACAGCAACAUGAAUAGCGAUCAUGCGCUCGCCUAUUUCCUGGAGGAUGUUGGUCUCAAUGCUUUCUACUACUACUACAACUUGGACUAUCCAUUCUGGACUAAGGGUGUCGAAGGUUUCGAGUUGAAUAAGGAUCGUCGUGGUGAGUUCUGGAUCUACACACACUGGCAGUUGUUGGCCCGUUACUAUUUGGAGCGUUUGUCUCACGAUUUGGGUGACAUCGAGGACUUCGAUAUGUACGAAACGGUCUCCAAUGGCUACUACAGCGGUUUGCGUUACUAUUCCGGUGUUAACUUCCCCAACCGCGAAAAUGGCUACAGCUUCUACCACAGCUAUAAUAUGGAAUACAUGCGUCUUGUUAACUUGAUCAGCCAACGUGUUAUGGACUACAUCCACGAGGAGCACAAGGACGAUAUUGAGGCCGUCAAUAAGUUGGGCAACAUCUUGCAAGGCAAUGCGGACAGCAUUGAUAGAGUGCGUUACAGCAGUUUGAGCAAAUACUAUAAGGAGAUCGUCAACGAGGGCAACGAUUAUGGCAAAUACCAAGAGACUCUGCCAAGCACCUUCAUGCACUACGAAACCGCAUUGCGCGAUCCACUCUAUUUCUCGAUCUAUAAGGACAUAAUUCACUUCUAUUGGCAUAUGGCUGAGGUCUUCCCCGAAUACACCGUCAAGGACUACCAUUUCGAGGGUGUCAAGAUUAACAAAGUACAAAUGCCCGAUCAUUUGACCACCUACUUUGAAUACUUCGACUCUGACAUCAGUAACGCUGUCAAUGUUGAAGUACCAGUUGAAGGUAGCGCUGAUCCGUUGGUCAACUUUGGUCGCAAUUCACAACACGAUGGCAACAGCUUCGUCGUCAAGGCACGUCAAUACCGUUUGAACCACAAACCAUUCCAAUUCCAAUUGGAUGUCACCGCUGAUAAGGCACAAAAGGCUAUCGUUAAGGUCUUCAUCGGUCCCGAACAAGAACACGAUAAAUAUCACUUCAUCGAAAAGAACUACAUGAACUUCUUCGAAUUGGAACACUUCGUCGUCGAUUUGGUGGAGGGUGUCAAUGUGAUCACACGCAACUCUGACGACUUCUCCUGGUGGGUGGAGGAUAGAACUCCAUACUUGGAAUUGUACAAGAAGGUUAUGGACGCCACCAAUUCGGACUACAAGUUCGCUUUGAACCAGAAGGAAGCUCACUGCGGUGUGCCACAACGUCUGAUGUUGCCCAUUGGUAAGAAGGGUGGUAUGCCAUACCAAUUCUUCUUCAUGGUAUACCCAUACCAUGAACCUGCAGUCAAGCAAAACUCCGGCUACGAUCCCGUCAUCUCUUGCGGUAUUGGCUCUGGCGCUCGCUGGGUGGACUCAUUGCCUUUUGGUUUCCCCUUCAACCGUCCCGUCAAGCACGGUUACUACUUCGAUGUGGAUAACUUCCACUUCGAACCAGUGGUCAUCUACCACAAGGAAGACGCCGCCAAUGUGGUCUAAGCGCAUAUUUGAAAUUAUGUUUAUUCAAUUUUCUCUCCUUUGCAGUCACUUCAGAUUUAUGUGUUCCUUAGUUUCGAGCUACUUUUAGCUAAAUAAACGAUUUUAAAAUACAACAAA
This is a messenger RNA of Zeugodacus cucurbitae (melon fly), 2237 nucleotides long. It is a transcript of the gene Lsp2, whose product is annotated as larval serum protein 2. The transcript has a single exon. NCBI's taxonomy places the organism in Eukaryota, Metazoa, Arthropoda, Insecta, Diptera, Tephritidae. The record is from RefSeq and is a predicted model, not a curated record. The coding region runs from base 21 to 2120 and encodes 699 amino acids.